AUGGAAACGAGGAAUAUUACGGGUGAAUCUGUUUCAAGACCGAACCAACAAAGGACUAGAACUGAACACCCACACCGCUCAAAAAGAAGGCGUUCUUCUUCCAUCAAGGUUGCUUCCAAAGUAGUCUUAAAGACUUCAACAUAUCCCAACAAGCGGAAUGUUGCGUAUGGUACUAUUCGGAGUACUGAUCCAAGAACUAAGGCUGGUGGUAUUGAGUUAGGUGCUGAAUUUGCUCUUGUGCGCAUAGACGAACCUAUUCUUGAUAAUGAGGAGUUGGUAAGGGAAGUUUCUGAUUGCAAGACAAUUGGCGAGGCUUUCACUUCAGGAUACUUAGUUGCCUGGCCUUCAGCUUUUAUUCGAGAGAAGGAUGGUUGAUUUGCAGCUGAAUUCUUGGAUCAAGAAGCAAAUAAAAUUUGAAGAUUUGAGCUACCAAUAGUUGUAGUUUACAUUGAUAGAUUUAAAAGUGUAAUAUCAUCCAGAAGAUCUUUUUCUUUCAUCGAAUUGAUGCAAAUGCGACAGUGUAAUAUUCCCCAUAGUUGUGUUUUCUAU
Triticum aestivum (bread wheat) is the source of this 549-nucleotide messenger RNA. RefSeq lists its product as uncharacterized. The transcript has 3 exons. Bases 1 to 375 code for a protein of 124 amino acids. NCBI's taxonomy places the organism in Eukaryota, Viridiplantae, Streptophyta, Magnoliopsida, Poales, Poaceae. The record is from RefSeq and is a predicted model, not a curated record.